Callithrix jacchus (white-tufted-ear marmoset) is the source of this 4759-nucleotide messenger RNA. RefSeq names its product collagen type X alpha 1 chain (gene COL10A1). Lineage: Eukaryota; Metazoa; Chordata; Mammalia; Primates; Cebidae. Gene Ontology annotation, molecular function: protein binding. The record is from RefSeq and is a predicted model, not a curated record.
AUUCUCUCCUGGAAAUGAAUCAGAAGGCAGACCAUCAUUCAGUAGCCAGCAUAUGAUUCAGCAGAGCUUUGUAUAAAAGUAUAAAGUUCAAAAACAACCCCAAAAAAGCUCGGGAAGUAGUGGACUGUUUUUACCCCUCCUGGAAUCACCACUGACAGCAUCCAUGAAGUUCUGACAGAAGAACACGCCAAGAUGACAAAGUAGUGUCUUUUAAAGAGCAGCCAACAACAAGCACAUAGGGAAUCUUUCAACAAAUACAGAAUCCACCUGAGAAUAUGCUGCCACAGAUACCAUUUUUGCUGCUAGUAUCCUUGAACUUGGUUCAUGGAGUGUUUUAUGCUGAACGAUAUCAAACACCCACUGGUAUAAAAGGCCCACAACCCAACACCAAGACACAGUUCUUCAUUCCCUACACCAUAAAGAGUAAAGGUAUAGCAGUAAGAGGAGAGCAAGGUAUUCCUGGUCCACCAGGACCCGCUGGACCUCGAGGGCACCCAGGUCCUUCUGGACCACCAGGAAAACCAGGCUAUGGAAGCCCUGGACUCCAAGGAGAGCCAGGGUUGCCAGGACCACCGGGACCAUCAGCUGUAGGGAAGCCAGGUGUGCCAGGACUCCCAGGAAAACCAGGAGAGAGAGGACCAUAUGGACCAAAAGGACAUAUUGGACCAGCUGGCCUACCAGGACCACGGGGCCCACCGGGGCCACCUGGAAUCCCUGGACCAACUGGUAUUUCUGUGUCAGGAAAACCUGGACAACAAGGACCCACAGGAGCCCCAGGACCCAGGGGCUUUCCUGGAGAAAAGGGUGUACCAGGAGUCCCUGGUAUGAAUGGACAGAAAGGGGAAAUGGGAUAUGGUGCUCCUGGUCGUCCAGGUGAGAGGGGUCUUCCAGGCCCUCAGGGUCCCAUGGGACCACCUGGCCCUCCUGGAGUGGGAAAAAGAGGUGAAAAUGGGGUUCCAGGACAGCCAGGCAUCAAAGGUGAUAGAGGUUUUCCGGGAGAAAUGGGACCAACUGGCCUACCAGGUCCCCAAGGCCCUCCUGGGGAACGAGGGCCAGAAGGCAUUGGAAAGCCAGGAGCUGCUGGAGCCCCGGGCCAACCAGGAAUUCCAGGAACAAAAGGUCUCCCUGGGGCUCCAGGAAGAACUGGGCCCCCAGGGCCUCCUGGCUUUGGGAAACCAGGCUUGCCAGGUCUGAAGGGACAAAGAGGACCUGCUGGCCUUCCUGGGGGUCCAGGUGCCAAAGGGGAACAAGGGCCAGCAGGUCUUCCUGGGAAGCCAGGUCUGACUGGACCCCCUGGGAAUAUGGGACCCCAAGGACCAAAAGGCAUCCCAGGCAACCAUGGUCUCCCAGGUCCUAAAGGUGACACAGGGCCAUCUGGGCCUGCAGGAUACCCUGGGCCUAAGGGUGAAAGGGGUUUCCCUGGGUCAGGUGGAAAACCAGGGUAUCCAGGAGAACCAGGUCUCAGUGGACCUAAGGGUAACCCAGGGCUACCAGGCCCAAAAGGUGAUCCUGGAGAUGGAGGCCCUCCUGGUCUCCCAGGCCCUGUGGGUCCAGGAGGAGCUAAGGGAAUGCCGGGACACAGUGGAGAGGCUGGUCCAAGAGGUGCCCCUGGAAUACCAGGUACUAGAGGCCCUAUUGGGCCACCAGGCAUUCCAGGUUUCCCUGGGUCUAAAGGGGAUCCAGGAAAUCCUGGUCCUCCUGGCCCAGCUGGCGUAGCAACUAAGGGCCUCAGUGGACCCACUGGGCCACCAGGGCCUCCAGGUCCAAGAGGCCACUCUGGAGAGCCUGGCCUUCCAGGGCCCCCUGGCCCCCCUGGCCCACCAGGUCAAGCAGUCAUGCCUGAAGGUUUUAUAAAGGCAGGCCAAAGGCCCAGUCUUUCUGGGAUGCCACUUGUUAGUGCCAACCAGGGAGUAACAGGAAUGCCUGUGUCUGCUUUUACCGUUAUUCUCUCCAAAGCUUACCCAGCAAUAGGAACUCCCAUCCCAUUUGAUAAGAUUUUGUAUAACAGGCAACAGCAUUAUGACCCAAGGACUGGAAUUUUUACUUGUAGGAUACCAGGAAUAUACUAUUUUUCCUACCAUGUGCAUGUGAAAGGGACUCAUGUUUGGGUAGGCCUGUAUAAGAAUGGCACCCCUGUAAUGUACACCUAUGAUGAAUAUAUCAAAGGCUACCUGGAUCAGGCUUCAGGGAGUGCCAUCAUUGAUCUCACAGAAAAUGACCAGGUGUGGCUCCAGCUGCCCAAUGCCGAGUCAAACGGCCUAUACUCCUCUGAGUAUGUCCACUCCUCUUUCUCAGGAUUCCUAGUGGCUCCAAUGUGAGUACACCCCACAGAGCUAAUGUAAAUCUUCUGCUUGAAAAGGCAUUCUCCAACUCUUCCCUACCCUACAAAAUGCAUAUGGAGGUAGGCUGAAAAGAACAUAAUUUUUAUUUCUGAAAUACAUAUUUGGGUUAUCAGACCAACAAAACUUCCCCCUGAAAAGUGAGCAGCAAUGUAAAAACACAUGUGAAGACCCUCUUGAAUUUCUAGUCAGCAAUCUUUUAAAGUUUCUUUGAACUCCUCCAAUAUUUAAAAAUAUCACCAAAGAAGUCCUGCUAUGUUAAAAAAAAAAAACUAUUAAAAGAAAAAAAAUGAAAUACAGCUCUAAGUGAUGUGAAGUUUGAUUUGAGAAACUCAACAUUUCCUUUUUUAAAAAACCUGUUUCUAACUACUAAUAUGAGAACUUCUUAGGAAACAUUCAGGAGGUAUCAUAACUUUGUAGAACUUAAAUACUUGAAUAUUCAAAUUUAAAAGACACUGUAUCCCCUAAAGUAUUUCUGAUGGUGCAUUACUCUGAGGGCUAUAUGGCCCCUUUCAUCAAUGUCUAUAAAAUAUACAGGUGCAUGUAUACUUUUAAAGCUCUUAUAUUAAAAAAAACCCCAAAAUAUUAUAUUGAAGUUCAUCUGAAAUGCAAGGUGCUUUCAUCAAUGAAUCUUUUCAAAAUUUUCUGUGACUGCAGAGAAGCUUUUUAUAUACCCAGCACAAAUUGGAAACAGAUAUCUGACCUAUUCCUAUUUAUUUAACAAAAAUGUGAUUAAUCUGACUUCUUUCAUUCCUUAUUGGAUCUUAUGUGAUACGAUGUUCUGGAUUUACAGAACAUUAGCACAUGUACCUUGUGCCUCCCAUUCAAGUGAAGUUAUAAUUAACAUUGAGGGUUUCAAAAAAUUGACUAGAAGUGGAGAUACAUUAUUUAUUUAUGCUCUGUACUGUAUUUUUAUAUUGCUGUUUAAAACUUUAAAGCUGUGCCUCACUUAUUAAAGCACAAAAUAUCUUACCUACUCCUUAUUUACGAUACAAUAAAAUAACAUCAAUAGAUUUUUAUGUUGAAUUAAUUUGAAAGCAGCAAUUUGCUGUUCUCAAUCAUUCUUUUAAGGCUUUUCAUUUUUUAAAGCUAAUAAAAAAGUAGAACAGUAAAGUGGUGGGUGGCUUUUACAGUUGUCAUGGAUAUGUUCCUAUACUGGGGAUGAAUAUUCAUUCCCACAGACCCAAGCACUAAGGGUAGACCCGUGAAAAGGUACCCACAAAGCCACAUGCAAUCUGAGUCAGGGUCAAGGGCUGAUGACUAGGCAUAGAAAAAUGAGACAAUCACCCCAAAGUUGUAAUUUUCUUCUGGGAGGGAAAGAAGCAGGUGACAGAGAAAUAUGCCAUUUGAACAAAUAUUCUGCAGUUACUAUUUACUGUCUUGACAUGUUUUUAGUCCUAAUAUGUAAAAUUGUUUUGAUGGCUUGAAUUACAUUUUAAAAAGGCAAGCAAUUUUUUAUGUCAAUCAAAAGGCAACAUUUUUUCCAAGCUGAAAAAUAUGACUCUUGAGCAUCCAUCAUCCUAUUAAUCAGGACAAUGUGGCUCAAGUCACUGAAGUAACAUACUAUAAAGGCAUCUAUUCAUUCCUUAAAAGCAAUCUUGUGUAAUCCAAGCGAAGGUGUGAUUAGAAAGGUAAAAUGCAGGGCUCAAGAUUGGUGUUAUCUCUGCCCCCAUUCUCCAUCAGUCAAUCUUGUUCCUUAGGCAACAAGAACAAAAUUUCUGCUGGCAUUCAUUUUGCCCACAUGUCUAUAACUACUACAUUAAUGGUUACAAGUCACCAACCCUCAGGCCCAAGCCAGGAAAAAGCAAAACUGAAACUUCAAUUCUGAGGAACUCACAGAACGAACCUCAUGGGAGGCAUGGUAAAAGAGAGUAUAACAGCACAGUACAGCUUGGAAUAUGGGCAAUUAUAACCAUGAAAGAAGUGCAAAUAAAAUGACCUCUGAAAAUGUAAGCAGAACGAACUUUAAAUUAAUAUUUAAGCUCAAAUUAAAUCCUAAGUAAGAUACAUAGCAAAGCACGUACUUUUUAACUAAUUCACCAGACAAACGUAGUUUAACAAACAUGUAUCAGGAAGCCCCUCUUUACGAUACUCACCCUUAAAAGCUGACAUUUUAUAAUUGUGUUGUAUAGCAGCAACUAUAUCCUUCCAAAAAUCAAAUGUUUUUUGACCAUUGUUCUGCUGAAAAAAUAAUUCCAAAUGUAAUAAAUGCAAUAAUUCAGCUUUUAAGCAUAGUGAAAAAUGCUGGCAAAUACAAUUCAGACAGUCCCUGACUUAAGAUGGUUAGGCUUAUAUUUUUUUUAUUUUAUGAUGGUGGAAAUGUGAUAAAGAUUCCGUAGAAACUUUACUUCAAGUACCCAUACAACCAUUCUGUGUUUCACUUUUAGUACAGUAUUCAAUAAAUCACAUGAGAUAUUCAA